Molecule: messenger RNA, 4535 nt
Organism: Ruditapes philippinarum (Manila clam)
Lineage: Eukaryota; Metazoa; Mollusca; Bivalvia; Venerida; Veneridae
Product: protein FAM151A-like
Exons: 4
Coding region: 43-1707 (554 amino acids)
Source: RefSeq, a predicted model, not a curated record
AAAGAGUAAACCAUACAAUUAGAUAUACAGCAACAAACAAACAUGAAAGACGUGAAAGACUUUUUUAAUUCAAUGCAUUAUGAAGUUAACCCCAAAAAGGAUGCCGAAAUCCUUGGAAGAUUGAUAUCCAACCCUCAAAUUAAGAAGCAUCUUGUCCAAAGAACUGUAUGCAUUGCAGUUGCUCUCUUCUUGUGGAUUUACAUAAAUGGAGGCCUGGUACCAAGAUUUAUGCAGAGCAAGAUGGGUAUGCUACAGAUUGGUAAUGAUGCAGAUAUUAUAGCAUUCUUCCCAGAGUCUGAUGAUGAUGGUGCAAACAUCAAGUGGGCUCGUGGUGUUAAUUCCUUGGAGAAAUUGGAACGAGCCCUCUAUAGUAAGGAUGUACACAUGGUUGAGGCUGAUAUAAUGUUACGGGGUCAAGGGACAAAAACACAAGAGCUCACACCUGUGAUGGCCCAGUUUCCAGACACUGACGGUGAAGUCACAUUUGAUAUCUGGCUGGAUGCGGUUAUAAAGGCUAACACUAAAGGAAUAAAGCUGGACUUUCAAGCAAUGGAUGCUGUUGAGCUAACAUUACAGAAACUGAAAAAUAGGAAGGAAGAGUUGAAAGUACCAGUUUGGAUUCAUGCCAAUGUACUUCAGGGUCCAUGGGGAGGUGUGCCUAAAGUUGACCCAAUCAGGUUUGUCAAGGUCAUUCGUAAGAUGUUUAAAGAAUGCACAAUAUCUCUCGGAUGGACAACAGGGCACCAUACAGAUCUGAGUCAGAGUGGAUACACCUGGGACAUGGUCCUAGACAUGUACCAUGUUGUUUAUAAGUUGGAACUCGAACCACCAAUAGUAUAUGAAGCAAGAGCCUCAUUCAUACAAAACUCUGUCCCACAGCUUAAAUGGUUAGUUGACAACACACGGGCCUCUCUUUUAGUAUUUCAGGAUCCCAAGGACAUUGAGGAUAAUUACCAUGAGAAUUUGAUGUACGUAAGUUACAAAUUCCCACCUCAUAAAGCAUUCUUUGAUCUAACAAGUGAACAGCUGGAAUAUUACUUGAGGGAGAAUAGGCACAGGUCUGGUCAGAAACUUGACGCUAGAGUUGAGAUGAGGGACACAUUGAUAUUCAGACCAGAAGCAUGGGUCAAGAUGGGAUUUCAUAUGGAGGCUCAUUCUAUAUUACCUAGUACUGAGGCUAUUGUACUACAAAGUCGAGCAGUGUACAUGGUCACCAAGGCUAAAUACAAGCCCACUGAUAACAUCAAACUGCAGGGACGUGUGCAAUUCUUGAAUCGUAAAAAUCUCCAGCCGGAGGACGGACGGACAGGUUUGAGCAUUAUAGUACGUUCAAACUCAUACAUGGACUUUGAAAACAUUAAAGGUAUAAAAUGUUUCAUUGGACUUGAUGGUGAAAUCGUUGUGGAGAGCAGUAAUUUGCCAGGGAAAGGCUUUAAAGAGAGUCAGCGAAUGACGCCGGGGUCAGCGAACUGCUACAGGUUUAGUGUGGUUGAUACAGGUAGAGAAGUUCUCUUCACUGUGACAGUAUUACACGACUGUUUCACUCUUGAGAGUGUGAAACCUAGCGAGAGGAUUGCUGCCCAGAUGAGAGUGGCCAUUCCCGCUGAAGUGGGUGGGGUAGCAGUAGAACACCCAUUUAUUGUUAAACUGGAAGACAGUAAGAGGACUGCUAUUAUUGAUGAGUUGACUGUUAAAUACAAAACGUAGUGAAUUAUAAAUUAGUAGACCUCUUUUAAAGAAUAAUUGUAACUUUUUUCAUCAUUCCAUAUUUAUAUUUUCAAAUGAUUUACAUGUAUAUUCAUACUGUUUUUCCCACUUUAAUCAAUAUUUUCUGAGGUAUUACUCCUUGUUUGUUAUAGUGAACUUAUUCUUAGAUUUAUUUCUCAAAAAUAAUGUAUUUAUAUAGAUAGAAUCAAAUAUGUGUCUAGUAGUUCUGAAUAUCUGAGAUCUGAGGUAAUUAGUAUCGUGCACAACAAGGUGAUAAAUACUGUCAAAUCAUGUCAUGACUUAUUUUUCAUUUUAUAUGUCAAACUUAGAAUUUCUGUUUUCACAUCAAAUCAUUUUAUUAACAAGAAUGAAUGCUUACACCAGAAUUAAAUGUUUACAAAUGUGCCCAAUUCUGUUAAGUACAUAUAAGUAUAUUGUAUGAAUGCCUAUUUUUCGAAUGAUUGGGACAGCUGAAUUUUAAGCCUUAACUGCUGAAUGUUUGUAAUGGAUUUGCCUUGCUUUGAAUUUGAAACAAAUUUAAUGGGAUUUCGGUGUUUCAAUACAAAAAACUGAGCUGUCAAUAGAAUAAAGCCCGGUCAGACUGCACAGACAUGCAUGCUGGUCUGGCUCUAUCCUGGUGGCUUAUUACUUUUCAUUCCAGCAGGUCAAAUUGUUAACGUAACAAUUUUGUUCUAUACAACACAGUUUGGUAUAAAAAUCUGACACUCUAAUCAAAUUUAUUCCUAGUCAGUGAAUGACACUAUGUAUUGCUAAUUGUAUUAUAGCAUCAUCUUAUUAGAAAUUCUACAGCUUAAAGGAAAAGUCAUGGUCAGUUUUUAAAGUGCAUUAAUAAUAAUUCCAUAAAUCAGUGUUUUAUAAUUGUAUUACGGCAAUAAAUGAGUUUUUUGAAUUUGUGCAUUUUACAUGACUAAGUCUAGUAGUUUUUAGCAUUUUUUUUGUCUUCUUAACAUGUUAUACUAGUUGUUGAAUGUAUUAUAUAAUGCAUGUUUACAUACUGCAUAAUCAGAAUUGCUUUUGAAGAAUGCUACAAGGUUUUAUUUACAUUAUGGAAUAACUUACCUUUGGUUUAUGAGUAAUUGCAUAUUUACUAGUAUUAGUUUAGUGUCUGAAUUUACAGGUAUUGUAAUACUUUUAAGUGGUUUGCUUGUUGAUUAUUUCAUUAUGUUGGCUUAUAUUUGUUAUGAAGUGAAAAAGAGCAUACUUUAAUUAUAAUACAUGGAUUGAUUUUUAGAAGGUUAGAAUACAAAGAGAUCAAGAUAGGAUUUUAGGAUGGUGCUGUCCAUGUCAUUGUUGUUAUGGCAUCUGCCCACUUCGCUCAAUAAGUAUUUGGUCACUUAUAGAGAAAUUGGAAAUUACUAGUUAGUUACCCAGUAAAACUAGUGAGAAAGAGGUGUUAAAAUUGGCGUUAAAAAAAACAAACAGAAAAACAAACUAUUGUCAAGUUUUAGUUACUUAAGCAAUACUAUAUAAGAUUAACAGCCAUUACACCAAGUGUCUGUGUGACUUUAUUAUAGAAAGUUCUCAAUUCAAAAUUAAAAUUUUUAUAUUGAAUAAAGCAGGGGUUGUGCAGCAUCAUUCAAAAUGUAUUUAUAAUGGAUCAUUUAAUUUUGUUUCUUGUGAGAUAUAUAUUUACACUAAUUGUCAUAAUUAUUUAUUAUAUUUAAAAUCAUGUCUAUAUUGUGCAAAACUAAAUCAGUUUAUCAUAAUGAUAAUGAAAAGGAUGUUUUUAGUCUAUGCAAAACUAAAAAGGAUACAUUAUUAAAAUACAUGAAUUAGUAAAGAUAUUUUUUAUAUAAGGUUGUUGUCUUCAAACCACUUGCCCCUCACCGCUGUGGGUUCGAAUCCCGACAGGGACUUUGGAUUCAUUCAUGUGAGCUAGCUAUCCAGCUAGCUUACGGAACGUUGAUGGUUCUACUCAGGUGCAGGUAUUACAUCUACUUACUCUAAGGGGCGUCUGUGGCCGAGUGGCUAAGGUUUUUGACUUCAAACCACUUGCCCCUCACCGCUGUGGGUUCGAAUCCCGACAGGGACUUCCGAGUGGUUAAGGUUGUUGACUUCAAACCACUGGCCCCUCACCGCUGUGGGUUCGAAUCCCGACAGGGACUUUGGAUUCUUUCAUAUGAGGAAGCUAUCCAGCUAGCUUACGGAACGUCGGUGGUUCUACUCAGGUGCCUGUUCGUGCCUGAAAUAAUUCACGGAAGGGCACCUGAGGUCUUCCUCCACCAGUAAAGCUGGAACAUCGCCAAAUGACCUAUAUGUCGGUGUGACGUAAAACCCUCACAAACAAACUUUUUAUACAAAAAAGUAGCAACAAGCCUAUAGGAAAAUUAACUUUAAGGUCAAAUAAAGUUUAUGUAGCUGUAAAACUAUGCUGAGCAGUCCAUGGCCAUAUGGUGGUCAAGGCCCAUUUAGUUUUCUCAUUGUUUUCAAUAUUUGAAAAGUUAUACUUGUACAAUCACUCAAGCUGUUUUCUGCAGUAACCUCAUCAUUUUGUUUCUUGAAGUUAUUCAAUUCUGUUACUACUUGUUUCGAUAGUGCAAAAAAGCCACCCAUCUGUAAACCUUGCUAUUAUAAAUUUAUUGUUAUACAUGUACAAAUAUAUGAAAUACAAAUAAACUUGGGUAAAUGUUGUAGAACUUUAGUCUAUGCAAGAGAUGAUAACUUGUUUUUAAAUAAGAUUGUGGUAUGAUUGUUUGCUAUAUCUUUAUUUUUUGUACAUAUCAACUGAUGAUAUUGUGAUACAUUUAUUUUACAUUUUAUAAACAGUAUACUCAUAUUUUGGUAAUAAAAAUGAUUUUCUCCCAGUU